AUGAUUUGUGAAUUCGAAAGCAAGUUGUCAAAUUUUCAUAUCAAGUCAUCAAACAUUCGUAAAAAAAUGCAAAAGUUUGAAAGUUCUUUCAAUUUCAAAGCUUCUACUCCAGUUUCUUCUUCUCCUUCUUCCCAGCUCUCAAGUUUAAUCCAAGUUAAGCGAGACGAAAUUUUAAACUAUAGUUCAGAAUCCAACAAACGUUUCUUCAAGGAAUCUCUCAACAUUGAACAAACCAACAUUUGGCUAUUUGGACAACCAGGUGUUGGCAAGUCAAAACUUACAAAUUCCUUGUUUAAAUCAUUACACGGAGUUUUCGACAAGGAAACAGUUGCAAUCUCCGGAGGUUCCACCAAUAGCCACGUGACCCAAGACUUGAAGUACAUUCCCCUUUAUUCACCAAUACUUUCUGGUGGAAAACCUGGUAAUGUACGUGUUGUGGAUGCUUGGGGUAACGAUGGUUCCAAUUAUGAUCCAACCCUAUUCGAAAGUAUUUUGAAAGGAAAGGUUUCGAAUAAUUCACAACAAAAGAGUUUGAAACCAAGUGCAAAAGAAGAUAAGAGCAGACAAGUGCAUGCUAUUGUUUUUGUAGUGACUGCUUCUUCGUGCUCUUCUGAUCAGGACUGCAAAAUGAUUGCUCAAUAUAGCAAAAUUGCAAUGCAAAAUAAUCUUUAUCCUAUUUUGGUAAUCACAAAGGUUGACUGUUUGAAUGAAGAAUUCAAGACUCAUCCUGAAAAAAUUGAUUCUGAUCCUGCUGUCAAGAAGGCUGUCAUGGAUGUUUGUCAAAAUACUGGAAUUGAACCUGAUUCAGUUUUUUGCACAAGAAAUUUGGCAGUUGACAUUCAAAAGGAAAGAAAUGAUUUCAUUGUUUUGAGAAAUCUUGAAAUUUUAGAAGCAUGCCUAUCAGCAGCUGAUAGAUUUUUCGAAUAUAAGGCCUAUUUCUCAAAUGAGAAUGAAAAUGUAGAACUUUCUAAUAGUUUAGUUUUAAAUGCAAAAUACAUUGGUGAUUUAUUGGAAUAA
Molecule: messenger RNA, 1017 nt
Organism: Naegleria gruberi
Lineage: Eukaryota; Heterolobosea; Eutetramitea; Acrasida; Naegleriidae
Exons: 1
Coding region: 1-1017 (338 amino acids)
Molecular function (GO): GTP binding
Source: RefSeq, a predicted model, not a curated record